ACGAAUGAGGGGAGCGGAGCAGGUGCCGGGGAUGCCGAGGGGCGGAAACAGGGUGCUUUCCCGCAAGAUCCUUUGUGUGCAGGAACUGAGAAUAUGAGCCUUUGGAGAGGGCAAAUUUCCCUCCAACAAAGGGUUUCCAAAAGCUGAGACGAAGGGGGUUUCCAUCCCGGGCUGGCAGCAUGUCUUAUUUCACAGAGCAUUUCUGGGGUGAGAAGAACCAUGGCUUUGACGUCCUCUAUCACAACAUGAAGCAUGGCCAGAUCUCGGCGAAGGAGCUGGCGGACUUUGUGCGGGAGAGGGCGGCUGUAGAGGAGACCUAUGCCAAGUCUAUGGCCAAGAUGUCCAAGAUGGCCGGAAACAGCACUCAGCUGGGGACUUUUGCCCCACUCUGGGAGGUCUUCCGCAUCUCCUCGGAUAAGCUGGCGCUGUGCCACGCAGAGCUGGUGAAGAAGCUGCAGGAUUUGAUCAAGGAGAUUGGGCGCUAUGGGGAUGAGCAGCUGCGGGCACACAAGAAGUCCAAGGACGAGGUGGCCGGGACCCUGGAAGCGGUCCAGAUCCUGCAAGGAGCCGCUCAGCACCUCCCCAAAGCCAAGGAGACUUACAGCAGCCGCUGCCAAGAGCUGGAUCGCUUGCGGAGAGAAGGAGGCAGCCAGAAGGAGAUUGACAAGGCCGAGCUGAAGUCCCGGAAGGCGGUGGAGGCCCUGCGGAGGGCUGUGGAGAAGUACAACGCAGCGCGGAAUGACUUUCAGCAGAAGAUGCUGGACUCCGCUGUGCGCCUGCAGGAGGUGGAGGAAUUGCACCUGGAGCAGAUGAAGGUCCUGAUUGGCUCCUACGUCCACUCGGUGGAAGACACCCACGUCCAGAUCGGGCAGGUCCAUGAGGAAUUCAAGCAGAACAUGGAGAACAUUGGAGUGGAGACCCUCCUGCGCAACUUCGCCGAGAGCAAAGGGACCGGGCGCCAUCCGCCGGGACCGCUGGAUUUUGAGGAGCUGAGCAUCAUUCCUGCGCAGGAAGGACCCAAGCGAACCCGCAGCAAAGCCUUCCGCAUCCCUGGCCUGAGCCGCAAAGAACGGGAGCGGGACUCUGUGGAGUCUCCAGACACCGAGUCAGGGCUCCCCGAUGUGGACGAGGAAGGGUUCACUGUCCGGCCCGAAACAAAUCAGAACGGCGAACUCCCCAACCGCUUCUGCUCCUCCAGCGACUCGGAUUACGAUGACGAGGAGCCCCACAAGUUCUACAUCCGCAUCAAGCCAGUGCAGCCCCGGGAGCGGACCAGCAGCGCCGCGGCCGUGGAGCAGCUCAAGGCCUCCGUGGGGAACCUCAUCCUGCCCCCCAGCAUGGGGUGCACAAUGAAAAGGCAUUCUUCCCGGCACCUGAAAGCUCUUGCCUCGGCCUCAGCCGAGACGGAUUCUGACACGGCCCCUGCCCCAGGUGAUAAGCCCGGCAACCCGCAGGCACCUCUUUUCGGAACCCGUAUGAAAAGCUGUGACAGCAAACCUGAGCCCGAUGUUCUCCCUGCCAGCGCCCUCUUUGGCCCCCCGCUGGAGUCGGCCUUCGAAAACGAGGAGUUUUCAGGAGCCCCCCGCUCUUACCUCUUGGCCUCCAGCCCAUCCCCCUUCUCCUCCUCGUCCCCUGAGAACGUGGAAGACUCCGGCCUGGACUCCCCGUCUCACCUGGCCACCGGCCCCUCCCCAGAUGCCCGCCUCUGGAGCCCCCGGCCUGGCACCCCCCAGAGCCCCCCUGGAAAGCGCCCCCCCAAAGAUGGACCCCGCUGCUGCCAGCCAGCCGACGACGCCCCGGACCCCUGGCUCCCCCAGCCGGACUCCCAGGAGCUCCCCGAGUGGGCCGACUCCGUCUCGGCCUGGCCCCCCGCCCCGGCGCCCCCCGGCAACCCCCCUGGCCGGCACGACUCCCCCUUCACCGACCCCUUCUUGGAGGCCGCGGCACCCGGGGGUCGGCGGGGCUGGUCGGCUGCGGAGUGUCCCCCGCGGGGUGGCGAGCGCGACAGUUGCCUCUCCUCGAACUCGGCCUCCUCCUCCUCCUCGUCCCCAGCGCCCCCCAGCAGCGGAGACUCCACCAGCCCUUCUCCUUGGGCACCGAGGGGCAGAGAGUUGGAGGGCGCCCCCACAGACAUGCCAUCGGACCCCGCUUCUCUCCCUCCGUCCGCUGCACCCGGAUUGACUUCCAUGGUGGCCCCCCCUCGGAGAUGCCGCGCAAAACGGCCCUCGGCAGUCUCAACUGGCAGCGACACGCCCCGCUCGCUCAGCCCCUCGCGUCUCUGGGCCUUGUCGACCCCGCAGAGCUCGGCUGGAAUGACGGAGCGGGCCUUCUUCAUGGCCACACAGCCGGGACUGGGCGUCUCGCGGGGCCCGUCUCCCGUGGUCCUGGGCGCGCAGGGUGCUCUCCCCGUGGCAACGGCCUUCACGGAAUACAUCCACGCCUAUUUCAAAGGCUGCAGCCCAGACAGCUGCCUGGUGAAGGUCACGGGGGAACUGACCAUGUCCUUCCCGGCGGGGAUCCUGCGCGUCUUCAGCAGCGCCCCUGCGCCCCCCGUCCUCAGCUUCCGCCUGCGCCACACGGCCGCCAUCGACCAGUUCCUGCCCAACACCGAACUCCUCUUCAGUGACGCCUCGCAGAGCGACCCCCACAGCAAGGACUUCUGGCUCAACAUGGCCGCCCUCACUGCACACCUCCAGAAGCAGGCGGAGCAGGCCCCAGGCGCCCCGUACUACAACGUCACCCUCCUCAGAUACCAGUACUCCAAGCAAGGCCCCCGCUGGGCCCCCUUGCAGCUCUCCGUGGACUGGGCCUGUGGGUCGGAGGCCACGCGGGUGCGCAUCGACUACAGCUACAACACGGGCGCUUUGGCCUCGGCUGUGGCCCUCGGCAACGUCCAGAUCCUCCUGCCCAUUGAAGAACCGGCUGCCAACGUCCAGCCGCAGCCCAGCGCUUCGUGGAACCUGGAGGAGAAGCGAUUGCUGUGGCGGCUCCUGGACCUCCCUGGCACCCAAGGGCACCCAGGAUCCGGCCGCCUCCUGGCCAGCUGGGAACCCCUGACUGGUCCCAGCAAGCCCAGCCCCGUGGCAGCCCAGUUCACCAGCGAGGGGAGCACCCUUUCCGGGGCAGACGUGGAGCUGGUGGGCAGCGGAUACCGCAUGUCGCUGGUCAAGAAGAGGUUCGCCACAGGGAUUUAUCUCGCCGGCUCCUGAUCAGACCCUGUCCCAGCAGUCGCCUCCGGUUUGUUCCAAAAGUGUGUCUCGCGACAGGAAGGAGAUGUUUGCGUGUUUUUAAAUUAUUUUUCGCCUGGAUUUUAAAACACUGGAGUUGGGGAGAGAGAAGCAGCCACCCGGGGAGGAGACGGAUCCGUGCGCAGUUCGAGGCGGAAGGGAUUUUGCACCGAAGGGCGAGACGUUCCUCCCUGCACCACAAAUCUCUCCAUGUUAUUUUUAUUGUUGUUUUGUAUUUUCCAUCUUUCAUUCCUAAGCGGCGUCAGAUGCCCAGAA
Molecule: messenger RNA, 3503 nt
Organism: Lacerta agilis (Sand lizard)
Lineage: Eukaryota; Metazoa; Chordata; Lepidosauria; Squamata; Lacertidae
Gene: FCHO1
Product: FCH and mu domain containing endocytic adaptor 1
Exons: 29
Coding region: 180-3209 (1009 amino acids)
Biological process (GO): clathrin coat assembly; clathrin-dependent endocytosis
Cellular component (GO): cytoplasm; plasma membrane; clathrin-coated vesicle
Source: RefSeq, a predicted model, not a curated record